Molecule: messenger RNA, 1499 nt
Organism: Plodia interpunctella (Indianmeal moth)
Lineage: Eukaryota; Metazoa; Arthropoda; Insecta; Lepidoptera; Pyralidae
Product: acyl-CoA Delta-9 desaturase-like
Exons: 6
Coding region: 174-1262 (362 amino acids)
Biological process (GO): unsaturated fatty acid biosynthetic process
Cellular component (GO): endoplasmic reticulum membrane
Molecular function (GO): iron ion binding; stearoyl-CoA 9-desaturase activity
Source: RefSeq, a predicted model, not a curated record
CGUAUUCUCACGUUCAGAAGAUAAACAAGAUACCAUGGCUUCUGGUGUAACGUGCAACGAUUUUUGCACGCAUAAUAAUGUUUAGUCCAUCUUUACACGUGAUCUAAACCGUAUCGCAAAUACACUGUGGUGAUUUUGUCUAAACUACUAAUGAUAUAGUGUUUUAAAGAGAAAUGUCGCAAGUGACCACCCAGACAUCUGUGAUAGAACAUUACAGCAGCAAGUGGAAACUCAACCAAUCCAAUGGACGAUGUACAAAAACUGUAACAAACAUCUCAUUGAAACAAAGUCCGUACGAUGAGUUGAGGCCAAAAAAUGAGCCAAAAUUCAUGUUACAUGUCAGAAAUUGGGAGAAAAAAUCAGGAUUUGUCACGCCAAUACGGUGGAAGGAGACUGCACUGAUUUCUCUGUUCCACAUAGUGUCCGUCGUCUGGUUUUCAUACACAGUUUGUUUUAUACAUACACCUAAAUGGCAAAGCAUAGUUUUUGCAUUCUUGAUGGGACAGAUUGCUGGUUUCGGUGUGACGGCCGGCGCACAUCGGUAUUGGUGCCAUCGGUCAUACAAAGCGAAAUGGCCUUUACAAAUCAUUUUACUAAUUUGUUACUCUGUGGCAGGACAGAACACAAUUUACAACUGGGUGCGCGACCACAGAGUCCACCACAAGUUUUCUGAAACAUCAGCUGAUCCACACGAUGCUCGCCGCGGAUUCUUCUUCUCACACGUCGGCUGGCUCAUGAUGAAGAAACACCCAGACGUUCUCAAGGAAGGCGCCAAAGUUGAUAUGAGCGACAUCUUAAAUGACCCCUUCGUACAUUUUCAUACCAAAUACUUCAAUCUAUUCAAAAUGAUCUGGUGUUUCCUGCUACCGACUGUUGUGCCCGUAGCAGCGUGGAAUGAAUCUUGGGAUCUAGCGAUCCUUUCUCAACCUCUCCUGCGUUAUAUGUUCAGCCUAAACUUCACUUGGUCUGUCAACAGCUUCGCGCAUCUAUGGGGAAAUAAGCCGUACGACCGGAACAUCAUGCCAGUCGAAAAUUGGGGUGUUUCAAUAGUAGCAAUGGGCGAAGGUUGGCACAACUAUCACCACACGUUCCCAUGGGACUACAAGGCUGCUGAGCUGGCUUAUUCGCUCAAUUUGACCACGUUGGUGCUAGACAUGUUUGCAAGCAUUGGCUGGGUAUACGAUCUGAAAGUGGCUUCACCCUCCCUGAUCAACACAGUCGCAAAAAACAGAGGUGAUGGAAGCAAAGUAUUCCGUUCUUGAUAACUAAGUACUAAUAAUAUAAAUUAAGGAUAGUGUAAGUGUCCCUGGAUUGAAGCAAACGAGUGUAGACUGAUAUGUGAUUUCCUCAAAUCGAAAGAGUGAAAUAUGUUAUUUUAUUGAAUUGUAUUUUAGAUGGAGAUCUACCAUCAUAUAUUUAUAGCUACAUAACAUAGGUAGUUAAGUUUUAAGUGUAUUUGUAUAGGUACUUAAUGUUUUGUAAAUUACAUGUAUUAGAUC